UGUUUACUAAGGUGGUGGCGGGCAACUCGGGGUUUGAACUGUAACUGUAGUGAGCAUUGAGGUAGAUGGUAUGUUGCUGCUUCGCUGCUGCCGAUCGUCGGGGUUUUUACUGCAACUACGGGCGGUCGAUCGAGGGCCCCCCUCAGCGGGGAGAUGUUUCCGGAGUGUCAGCAACGAGGCCGGAGGCCGGUACCGCUGCUAUGGCCUGAGUCACCGGCAGCUGCUGCGGCUUCAGGGCCGGGAUACUGGCGCCUUCCUUCAGGGUCUGAUCACCAACGAUGUCGAGGAUGUGAUGAGCGGGCGUCAGGAGGCAACUUACUGUCAUCUGCUUAAUUUGCAGGGGAGAACAUUAUUCGAUGUGAUUCUGUACAGGUUACACAAAAGCAAAAACGAAGAGCCAGCUAUUCUCCUGGAAUGUGAUGCCACAUUACUUGAUGCUGUUCAGAAGCAUUUAAAAGUUUACAAAAUUCGAAGGAAAAUGAAGAUAUCCCCUUGUCCGGAGCUUUCCCUAUGGUCAGUGCUCUCAUUUGCACCGUCAACCAAAGCUGGCAGCGCUUUAGAAGUAAAUGCAAAGAAAGUGGUGGUGUGCACCAUUGAUCCUAGAACUGAUGCCAUGGGAUGGCGAUUAGUUUUGAACAAAAUGGACAACCCUUUGGCUAUUGUCCCAGGCAGUCAUCUAGGAGAUAUCCAGGACUACCAUAGAUAUCGGUAUCAAGUAGGAAUUGCUGAAGGGGUGAAGGACCUUCCAUCUGGAGAAGCAAUACCUCUGGAAUCCAAUCUAGUUUACAUGAAUGGGAUCAGUUUCACGAAAGGCUGUUAUAUUGGACAAGAGUUGACAGCUCGUACUCACUACACAGGUGUGAUUAGGAAAAGAUUGAUGCCAAUACAACUGGACAACCCCUUACAGCCUGGCAGUCUUCCUGAAAAGGCCCAGAUUGUGACUGAAUCUGGAAAAUCGGCUGGAAGGCUCAGGAGUUACACUGGUGAUGUUGGCUUAGCCUUGGUUCGACUGGCCUUUGCGAAUGAACCACUUCACCUGCGUACAAAAGGCGAUGCUCAGGUCCUAUUGAAGGCAUCAGUUCCAGAUUGGUGGCCAAGUGAUGAAAAUAAAUGAAAGAAAAUAUUUUUAGUAUUGAAAACCACAUUUCGUGGGAAAAUAUUUUCCUAAAUAAACAAUUGGAUUUGUGAAAACUCAAAAAAGCUUUCAUUAACCCACUAUUACAGUUUCAUCUUCUGACUUCUUUAGGAAGACUUUUCAUCCAAAUCACCUGGCAAUUUGCUGGGAUGAAUGUCUAAAAGAAACAUGACUUAGUUGUCUGUAGGUAUCUAAUUUGAUCCCUCCUAUGUACUGGUUUUAAUCUUAAGGAAACCAUUUGACCAAUCAGAAUUUGAGCAAUUUAAGUGUUAACCCAUGGAAAGAUAUUAAGAUGUGAAGAAUGGAAUAACUGCACAUAAUAUUACAUAGAUAGUUAAUAUUGCUAGUUUUCACUUGUUGUUUCUGUAAUAUCAUUAUUUUUGUUCCAUUAUUUGUUCUCUGACCACUUAACUUGAAGAUCAAGGGCUUGAUUUUAAGCCCCAUUUGGGAACAGAGGCAGGUGGUUGCUAAAGUUAGCAGCGCUGGCUCUCUAAUUCCAUCCUGCUUUGUAGGGGAAGGGAAUGGUACGGCUAUAUUAACUAAUAGCCACUAAGUCCCAGUCACUGUUCUUCAACUGGCAUGUCCAGUCAGCCUAUCAGUUCCCAGUGGUAGUAGGAACCAGUUGAGCUGUGUGGAGUCCCCCUUCUGUAUGCAGACCAGGAGUCUGUCCUCCGAGUACACUUAAUGUCCUCUUCCUGUUCGCAGCAGUAGUCACAGGUUGUCCUGUAGAAGAGUUUUGCUUUUCAAAGUAGUAGCCUGGCUGCAAGGUUGGCUUUCUUAAUUAAAACUGUUAAGAGAGUACACCUCCAUCUUGAUGUUCCACCUCCGCCACCAGCACCACCACCUCCACCACCACAACCCUCACCCCCCCCCCAACCAUUCACUUCCCUGUAUCGACACUUGUCAAUCUGGAAUGCCUCUAAUCCUCUGGCCUUGACCCAGUCCACAGGGGACCAGGAGUAGACCAUUUAACCUCUUGUGCCUGCUCUGCCAUUUUAAAUUAUGGCUGACUAUCUACCUCAAUGCCUUUUCCUGCGCUUUCUCCAAAUACCUUUAACAUCCAGAAAUUUAUUCAUCUCUUUUUUAUGAACAGAUUUAAUUGACUACCCCAUAACACACUGGGGCAUAAAAUUCCAAAGAUUCAUUACCUCUUGAGUGAAGACAUUGCUGUCAUUUUUGGCUUAAAUGUACCUGUGCUAAUUCUGUGACUUGGUCUCCUGGUUUGUAACCCCAACCCAAGCCAUAAGAAAACAUUUCUCUUGGAUACACGCUGACUCAUUCAUCAAGAACAAUCUCCUCCUAUUGUAAACUGGAGAAUAGAAGCAAGUCAAGUUUCUGCAAUCUCCCCACACAGACAGACCCUCUUUAGGAAUUAGUCUGCCAGACCUUUAACGCGUAUACUUUUUGGUGAGUAUAUGCUUCCUUGUGUAAAGGAACCAAAACUUCAAACAACACUCAGCUCUGGUUCAACCUGCAUUCUAUGCAAUUGCAGCAAGAAUCUUUACUCCUCUAUUCUAAUUCUGUGCCAUUGAAGGCCAACAUACAAUUUCCUUUCUGAAUUGCUUGCUGCACUAGUAUAUCAGCUUUGGGUAAUUUGAACAAUUUUUUGUUUGUAUAAAUUUGUUUAUAAUUUGACUGUCAUUAAUCUGUCUGACUGGGAUGAAUUGGGAACCAAAAGAAUUACAAAUGCUAUCAUGUUGGUCUUGUGAGAUUGUCUGACCACGUUGAUGAAAUAGAAUGAAGGAACAGAAAUUGCCUUCCUAACUCUGCUGUACCUGGAAUUUCUUAGUGAUAGUAACCAGAUGCCAAAAAUACAAAUUGAUUUGAGCAUAAGAUAUUUUGAAAAUUUAAUGUACAAUGUUGCUGACUGAGGCAUGCACUAAUGGUGUGACUGGACACAUUUUCCCUAUCUGCUUAUGGAAAGCAACAGAUUCCAGACCUGAUUAGUUUCCUGAGUUGCAAUACCAGUUUUUUUCCCUUGUUUCCUCUCUGUUCCUCUGCCACACCCAACGUGGCUGGAAAACAUUGAUAGUAGCAAUCAUAUGCUACAAUGCCAGGCUGGUAGCAUUACUGUUUUGCCCUUAAAAAGGCUAGCUGGCGGAGAAACAGCUGAGUUCUGUCCAGUCAUGUGAAAAGGCCAUUGACCUGAAAUGUUAAAUCUGUUUCUCUCUGUUGCUGUCAGACCUGCUGAAUAUUUUUGGCAUUUUCAGUUUUUUUUUGUUACCUCCUCCAACCUGGUGACUUAUUCACAGAGGUAAUGUUGGUCAAUUUGAUACUUGGAUGUCAUUUAUGUGCCCUUCACCUUUCAGAUAUCUCAGAAACAUUUGUUCCAUGAAUGUGAGAGUAUUGUACAUUUGAUUCUGGAAUAUCACAUAGUAGCCGUCAGAAUAAUGAUGGCCCAGACUUGACCUUGUGUGAAGCAGAUGAUUAUAUAAACCAUCGCCACCACCGUCCCCCCCCCAUUCCUGUGUCUUUCCUUAUGUAACAUGCAAGUGAAUAUUUGAUACAUCUAUGCAGUGCAUAUUGAUGAUCCAUAAAUAUAUGGGCUGAAUGGACUUCGCUAUGCUGCACUGUGUUUGCUUUGAUCCCAUAUUUUUAAAGUUAACUUCAGAUGAGGGCAAGACAUACAAGUUACCACCACAGCCACCUUCAAGGCAAUUGGCCUUUUGUAGAAUACAACCAGACUAUUUCAGUUUUAACAUCUGUGAAUGUUAAAAAUAGGCAUUAUCAAUUUCCCAGAUCUAACAUUUACUCUACGGGUAUUGACUGAAGUAUAAUAUUAGAACUGAUAAAAUGUUGCACAUUUCAUUGUCAAGGAAAAUCUGAAUUAAAUGUUUCAUAAAAACA
Molecule: messenger RNA, 3982 nt
Organism: Stegostoma tigrinum
Lineage: Eukaryota; Metazoa; Chordata; Chondrichthyes; Orectolobiformes; Stegostomatidae
Gene: iba57
Product: iron-sulfur cluster assembly factor IBA57
Exons: 3
Coding region: 71-1114 (347 amino acids)
Cellular component (GO): mitochondrial matrix
Molecular function (GO): protein binding
Source: RefSeq, a predicted model, not a curated record